UUUACUAAAUUUCCAACUUUUAAAGUUAUGAAAAACGGUGCUGACAAAAUAGAUGAUGUUAUAGGAACAAGCAAAAAUCUCAGAAACAUGCCAAUUCGAGGAAUGAAUAGACGACAAAACUAUCGGCCAUACGAACCUCCCCAAUUUAAUACCUACAACGCAAAAGACGAGGUUCAAAAGGCCAGAUCAAAAGCAUUGUCAGGCGCUAAUUUAGCCUUGGCAGCAGGUGGUAUUGCUGCUGGGGCUUGGUAUUUUAGUGGAGAACAUACAAGUUUGUAUUAG
Messenger RNA from Meloidogyne enterolobii, 282 nucleotides. The record is from the annotation of a GenBank genome assembly. NCBI's taxonomy places the organism in Eukaryota, Metazoa, Nematoda, Chromadorea, Rhabditida, Meloidogynidae.